AAAGAAGUGUGGAGCAGACUGUCUCCUCCCCCCACCAUCGGCACACCACUCUCUCCUCCCCCUCGCACCCCCCAUCUUGUGCUUGCCUUUGUGACUGCGUACCCGAAUAAAACUGACACUGGGACGCUCGCUUGGAAAAAACCUCAGUUCAAGAUUCAACCCUGUUCUUUUAUUAUUUAAAUUCUUAGGAAUACAACUGGAUGAUAAAAGAAGAAGAGGAGGAGGAUCCGGACCCACUCAGGUUGCAUCACUACAGUGGAAGCACGUGAAGAUUUGACUCCACAUUUUGGGGACAUCAGCAUCCUUUUACGCCAUCCUCACUAGCGUUGAUCGCAAACCGGCAUCACUUCAAACAGGAUUUGGGUUUUCUUUUAGGGGACAUGGAAAUGGAUUAAAGGGACAGACGGGCUGAGAGAGUCGCCAAACUGGAGCAGCACGCCAGAGCACGCCGGGGGGGAAGGGGGCGACGGGACUCGGUGAAUUCACGGAGCCCGCGGGAUAGAGCAGGUUGCGACUGGUCCCACUCCAAGAUGACGUCCCCCAAAAGCAGAGCAAAGAAGAAACCCCCCAAAGAUAGCAUGACGCUGCUGCCGUGUUUUUACUUUGUGGAGCUCCCCAUUGUGCUGUCAUCUCUGGUGUCACUCUACUUCCUGGAGCUGACCGACGUCUUGUCCCCGGCUAUGGUGGGCUUCCGCUGCUACGACCGCGACCUGUCCAUGCCUUACGUGGAGACAGGUGACGAGCUCAUCCCGUUGCUCAUGUUGCUCAGCUUGGCCUUCGCCGGACCUGCUGCAUCGAUCAUGAUGGGGGAAGGACUCAUGUAUUGUAUGCAGUCCAAACUCAAAAGCUGCCCCAAAGCGGAGGGAAGCAUUAAUGCCGGAGGAUGCAGCUUCAACUCCUUCUUGCGAAGGACGGUGCGGUUUGUGGGUGUUCACGUGUUCGGUCUCCUAGCGACGGCCCUGGUGACGGAUGUCAUCCAGCUGGCCACGGGCUACCACGCCCCUUUCUUCCUCACCGUCUGCCAGCCCAAUUAUACGGCGCCGGGUGUGGCGUGCGACAACAACGCCUACGUCACGCAAGACAUCUGCGCAGGAAAAGACCUGUAUGCCAUCAUGUCGGCAAGGAAAACAUUCCCAUCCCAGCAUGCAACACUCUCCGGCUUUGCUGCCGUCUACAUUUCCAUGUACUUCAACGCCAGCAUUGGCGCAACCACCAAGUUGCUGAAGCCGCUGCUUGUGUUCGCCUUCUGCAUGGCAGCGGGCCUGGCGGGGCUAACGCAGAUCACACAGCAUCGGAGCCACCCCAUUGACGUCUACGUGGGCUACCUGAUCGGAGCCGGCAUCGGCGUCUACCUGGCAGUGUACGCAGUAGCUAACUUCAAGGCAUCCGAAGAAGACGUGUCACCUCAUCCCAAAAUGUCGGCGGUGCAGCACAAGGACACCCUGAGGGUGCUGAGUCAACGUAGUCAUGACUCUCUCUAUAGGAAGACACCACGGGGGUCCGAGAGCCGCGAGGAACUGGCCGUGGCAAUGGGUUCCGGGACGCGCAGCAAGGUUCGGCGCGAAAAGGCCUCCCUGGCUUCCCUUAAGCGAGCCAGUGCCGAUGUGGAGCUCCUGGCCACACGUGGCCCCAUGGGCAAGGAGACUAUGGUGACGUUCAGCAACACUCUGCCCCGGGUAGCCAACGGCAACAGUCCCAUCUCGCCCUCCGAUGAGGCGCCCACCUCUCAGCGCCACAUGACAUUCCACGUGCCCCUGGACCCACAAAGAUCUCGACAACUGGUGUCAGAGUGGAAGCAGCGCUCUCUGGAGCUAAGGAGUCAAAGCUCCCGAGAUGAGGAUGAGGUCGAAGGAGGGGCAGAGGCAGCAGACACAGCGGACGAAGCAGGUGACCAAGGGGUGCCGUCCUCCCUUUAUCCUAAAGUGCAAGCCAACAAGGGCACGGCAACGCCAACUGGGGCUCGGAUGGUUGUGUCGCCGCCACUAGUCCACAUUCCCGAGGAGGCCUCGCGUCCCCCGCCCGUCUCUCCCAAGAGUGCCAAGACCCGCGCAAAGUGGCUGUCGCUCACUGAAGGGAGCGGCCAAAAGGAGCCCAGUGCGGGGCCCAUUGCUGUGUCCACCCCUAGGGUGCCCAACACACACCCUGUUCAGCCACCCGCCCAGCCAAGAGUAACUCAGGUGAUGGCAAUGUCUAAGCAACAGAGCCACAGUGGAAUCCCCCAGGAGGGCGGCGGCUCCUCUUCAGGCGGCGGUUCAAACUGCUCCGAGUCUCCCUACUUCCGGAUCCCUUCCGACCGGGACAGCUGCACAGGCAGCAACCCGGGAAGCAUCGCUGGCAGCGGCAGUAUCGUCACCAUUGACGCCCACGCCCCCCACCACCCGGUGGUGCGAGUGACUGCAUCCAACGGGAAACCGUGGGAGUGGAGGAACACCAUUAGUGGCAACUUAAUGAGCAGCGACACAUUGGAUAAGCACCGCGGUGUUCUGAGGGGGCAGGACACCGCCCCAUUGUACCGCGAUUACCGGACGCUCCCAGUAAAAAAGGAGUUGCAAAGUGGUGAAACUCCGGAGCUACCACCACCAUCACACCCCACUUCAUCCUCCCCUUUGCCGCCCCCACCCCAGUUGUCACCCCAUCUCCCACCACCACCCCCUCACACAUCCCUCUUGUCUCACCCACCUUCUCAGUUGCCCCCGCAACCUUCCUCUUCCCCCUUGCCUCCUCCUCCACUGCCAAACUCCACUAUGCCACCGCCUCCCCCUCCCCAUCCCUCGUGCUCGGCCAUUCUCCCGCCUCCUCCUCAUCCCGACAUGCUGAUGGACGACCAGAUGCUUUCCCGGUCGUCUACGCUGCCCCGCCGGCCUUCAGUGUCGGCCCGCAGCCAUGCUGAGCAAGAGCAUUACUACAAGGCGCUGCAAAACGAGAGGAUGCUUUAGUGCAGCGGUCCCCAAACUUUGAAGUCAAAGACACCCAAACUUAUUUAUUGACCAGUUUACUCGUAGGCCAGCAUUACAGAAAAUCAUACAGUGGGACAAAUAAGUAUUUAGUCAACCACUAACUGUGCAAGUUCUCCCUCUUGAAAAUGUUAGAGAGGCCUGUAAUUGUCAACAUGGUGAACCUCAACCAUGAGAGACAGAAUGUGGAAAAAAAAAACAGAAAAUCACAUUAUUUGAUUUUUAAAGAAUUUAUUUGCAAAUCAUGGUGGAAAAUAAGUAUUUGGUCUAUGCCAAAAGUUCAUCUCAAUAAUUUGUUAUGUACCCUUUGUUGGCAAUAACGGAGGCCAAACGUUUUCUGUAACUCUUCACAAGCUUUUCACACACUGUUGCUGGUAUUUUGGCCCAUUCUUCCAUGCAGAUCUCCUCUAGAGCAGUGAUGUUUUGGGGCUGUCGUUGGGCAACACGGACUUUCAACUCCCUCCACAGAUUUUCUAUGGGGUUGAGACCUGGAGACUGGCUAGGCCACUCCGGGACCUUGAAAUGCUUCUUACGAAGCCACUCCUGUGUGUUUGGCAUCAUUGUCAUGCUGAAAGACCCAGCCACGUCUCAUCUUCAAUGCCCUUGCUGAUGGGAGGAAAUUUUCACUCAAAAUCUCUCAAUACAUUUGCCUGGCAUACCAGACUCACCGCUGUUCCAGCGAUUGAGUCUGGCGACCGUCCGGCGAAUCAAAUUCCGAGGGCGGAGCAAGCCACAGCAAACAGACAGCGGAGUGGACCAAUCAGCGACGUUGUUAAACCGACAAGUAAUUAGCGUGAGCGGAGAAUGGAGAAGUUUAUUCAAUAUGGCUAGCGCGAGCCAUGUUGACUGUUGUCAAUGACUUGUUUCGAUGUGUUUUUGGUCAUUUAAAACUGGUUUUACCUCGGAUUGGAACAUAUUCUCAGCUCUCUCCUUCGCAAUCUGUGUUGUUGUAGAGACGACUUUCGGCGCGCAAGAGUGACGUUACUCUCGUUAAGAACACGUCACGCAAAUAAACGAAUCUGAUUGGACAAUUGAUUUUGUACCUUGCUCGAGAGGCCGUUAAUGGGCUGGGUCCCAGACCAUUUCUCACAGUGUUUGAAAAAUACAGGGAGAAUAGUCUGGCUGUGCCAGGCAAUCAAUACAUGGCCCCAUUCAUUCUUUCCUUUACACACAUCAGUCGUCCUGGUCCCUUUCCAGAAAAACAGCCCCAAAGCAUGAUUUUUCCACCUCCAUGCUUCACAGUGGGUAUGGUGUUCUUCAGAUGCAAUUCAGUAUUCUUUCUCCUCCAAACACGAGAACCUGUGUUUCUACCAAAAAGUUGUAUUUUGGUUUCAUCUGACCAUAAGACAUUCUCCCAGUCCUCUUCUGGAUCAUCCAAAUGCUCUCUAGCGAACCGCAGACAGGCCUGGUCGUGUACUGGCUUCAACAGGGGGACACGUCUGGCAGUGCAGGAUUUGAGUCCCUGGCGGCGCAUUGUGUUACUGAUAGUAGCCUUUGUUACUGUGGUCCCAGCUCUCUGUAGGUCAUUCACUAGGUCCCCCCGUGUGGUUCUGGGAUUUUUGCUCACCGUUCUUGUUAUCAUUUUGACGCCACGGUGUGAGAUCUUGCAUGGAGCCCCAGAUUGAGGGGGAUUAUCACUGGUCUUGUAUGUCUUCCAUUUUCUAAUAAUUGCUCCCACAGUUGGUAUCUUUACACCAAGCGUUUUACCUAUUGCAGAUUCAGUCUUCCCAGCCUGGUGCAGGUCUACAAUUUUGUCUCUGGUGUCCUUCGACAGCUCUUUGGUCUUGGCCAUAGUGGAGUUUGGAGUGUGACUGACUGAGAUUUUGGACAGGUGUUUUUUAUACCAAUAAUGAGUUAAAACAGGUGCCAUUAAUACAGUUAACAAGUGUAGCCUCAUUAGACCUCGUUAAAAGAAGUUAGAUCUCUUUGACAGCCAGAAAUCUUGCUUGUUUGUAGGUGACCAAAUACUUAUUUCCCACUCUAAUUUGGAAAUGAAUUCUUUAAAAAUCAAACAAUGUGAUUUUCUGGGGGGGGUUUCCACAUUCUGUCUCUCAUUGUUGAGGUUUACCCAUGUUGACAAUUACAGGCCUCUCUAAUCUUUUCAAGUAGGAGAACUUGCACAAUUGGUGGUUGACUAAAUACUUAUUUGCCCCACUGUACUUUACAAAGAUGGGAUGUUGUAGAUGAAUGCAGGUUUUGGGCUGUUUUGUUGCCUCACGGUGCAUGAAUAUAAUCUGUAUCAAGGAAUCUGUUUUACAUGCAGGACUGCUGAUAUUGUCCCCCAAAUGCCACAUUUUUUCUGGCGGUUGCAGGCUCCUCUGUCAUCGUUUGGCCUUUUUAAAACUUUCCUUAGAAGUUCUCCAAAGACGAUUGUAUUUUACUCAUUUUUGCUAACUUGUGGGCUUACUUUUUCAUGUGAAAGACAUGAAGUGUGCAGAGUCAAAGGAUUUGCUCAGCCUUCUCGUGCGCUGUAGUACCAAUUGGCUAGUAGACAGGCGAUCAGGGACUGCUGCUAUAUUGGACAGCUUGCAUUCUGAGGACUUUGAAGAAAAAGCCAGAGCAAUUUGUGUAGGGCAUUGAUUUUUUUAAAGGACUUGCAAUCCAAGAUAGUAUCUUCGAUCAAAAUCCAUGGGAACACUUCAGUUAAAGCGGUUUGAUGUUUUUCUAUCUGUCAACUGUCAGAAGAGAAAGGAGAUCAAACACAAAGAAGAAAAUGGGGGAAUGAGAAUUCCUGCCUAGUUGCCGCCAGGGAGGGAAAAGCUUCUGCAGCUGAACGAGGAGAUACCACUCCGAAAGGCCUCAGAUUUGCUCAAUCUGUUUUCCUCUGUGAGGGCGAAGAAGGACAAAGAAAAGAAAACAACCGCAGGCAACGCCGACACUCCGAAAGACAACUGCAGCUGCUUGUUGGCUGCCAGCUCUUGUUUGCUCCCGCAUUGAGUUUCUGUUGUGUUUCGAGGAGCCCCAAAAGGAUGCUUAAUUUCCAAGCCUGCAUCCUUCAGAGAAGUCAUCCUACUCAAACAAUGAAGCUUGAGCCAUGCUAAUAUUGGAUCGAGGAAGAAAGCUGCACAUACCAUGCUAGGUGUCCUGGAAUGGCUUAUGUCCAAAAACGUAUUCAUUGCAAACAUCCAACUGACUUUGGUUGGAUUCAUUUCUGGUAUGAUUGCUCUGAUAUUGCAGUUUGCUUGUUCAAGUGUGAAUGCUGUCAUCUGAAUCCAGGUAGAUAACCAUCACUCAAGACACCCCAAACCCUGACCACUGAUGCAACUGUAAAAACCCAAACCUGAAACACCGGUCUAGGUUCAUCACACAUUUUGAAAGUCUUGGGAUCGUUUCGGACUCAAUUCCUGAAAGACUCAGUCUUGGUCUCAGUGAUGGUCUCUCUCUUGGUCUUGACUCACAAAAGUCUUGACCUUUACUAUGUCUUAAUGAAUUUUGUUUAUGGGCAAGUCUUGGUCAGGUGUCGUCAUGGUCUUGAGCACACUACUACCUUAAACCCUAGCUCCUAACCUGAAACCCAUCCUUAAAUUUAUUGUCAUAACUCCCUAAUCUAAAACCCAUACCCAAACCUUAUCAUUGACCUAUUUAAAACCCUUUUGCGAACACGAAACUCACAUACAAUACACCCAAAAGCCUAACCCUGAUACUAUGCCCUGGACUCGAAAACUUAUAUCUAAACCUAAACCCAAUCACAAUACCAUAACCUAAACCCUAUUUUUCCCGUUUACCUAAUUCUUUGAAAUCUAAAACCAAACCUCAAAUCAAACUCGUAAGCCUGAACUCCAAACCCAAGUACUGAACUAGAAAUACGAGCACAAUGCAAUUUAACAUAUUUACAGUACAGUGAUCCCUCGCUGCUUCGCGCUUCAAUCUUCGCGUCCUCAGUCCAUUGCGGAUCUUUUUUUCGAUUAAAAAUAAAUAAAUAAAUAAAUAAAUACAGAUGAGCCGUCCAGCACCGAUCAUGGAGUCUCACUCUCCCUCCUGCUGUUCUUUGUUGGUCAGGCAGUGCACUGGAUUUGCUAAUUAAAUUUAACGAUGAUGGGGUGGAGUCUGCGGGACCAUCACAUGUCAGAUGGGAUUCACGCAUGACUAGGUGAAAUUGGACACACUCAAGUAGAAAACCUCGGUGUCAGGAUUAGCGAUGAGACAGCAUAGAAUAGGAUGCCAACAUACUCACACUCACAAUGGAUUCACACAAAUACUGGGUCCAAGACCACAUGGCUUAUUUGUGUAUACUCCACCCCUUCCAAUUGCUUAUCACCCCCCCCCCCCCUUGGUUAUCAGGCCCCCCACAUGGUGUCGAACGGAAAUACAGCUAGCUAACGAUAGCACCAACAUAUUCAUAGUUAGUGUAGGCAUUCAAUGUAUUUCUUGUUGUUGUUUGUGCUUCUUCAGUCUUUCUCUCCUUUUCUUCUGUUCCCCCAUAACCCCUUCCUUUUCGCUGCUUUGUCUUAAUAAACGAGGUAUGUUGAAUGAUCACAAUGGAUGUCAUACUCCCAUGUGAUACAUUAAAACUGUUCAGUCCAAUCGGACACUCAGAUCUCCAUUCAAUUCCAUGUCAAGCAGCUGAACAGCACAGGUUAAAAAAAAAAAAAAAAAAAAAAAGUUAACGAUGAUUGACAGAUGCUUGGGUUUGAUCUUGCCACAGAUGUUUGGAAGCCGAAGCUUCAAAGCGCUGCAUGCGUCAAUCAUUGUUUAACUUGUUAAACAGUUGCUGUGGCAACUCAUUUUUUGUAAGUGAGCAGCUUGAGCGGAUUUGAGUGGACUCACUCAAUGAAGCAUUUGAUAAAGACAAGCAUUUUUGCACGUUAUUCUUGUUUAAAAAUAAUUCGGCGGACAGUGAAAUGUUUAAGACUUAUUAUAAUUAUUACAUUUAUAGUGCUUAAAAACAAGUUGUUAAAAUAUAUACUAUAUAAGUUUAUUAUAUAUAUUUUUUUAAUUCUACUUUGGUGAAAAAAGUGAAAAAACAUAUCUUAUAUGUAUCUCUUUCCAAUGCUAAAUCUGUUUAAAUACAUUGAACAUACACACACACAAAAAAAUGGGGCGGGGGGUUGACGCUACUUUGCCGUUUUUCACUUAUUUCCGGUCCCCAUUAAACGCGAAAAACGAGGGAUCACUGUAUUACAAAAGGAUAAGUCAGCUCACUGGACUUGGAGAGAAAAAACCACCAACAACUAAAAUGACUUUUGAGUGUAUUUGUGCCAUGUAUGAUCACUGCAACUCAUCAAGAGUCUGGAUGAGUCAAUUUCAAAGUCCAACUUUCAUUCUUCAUCCAUAUAAAUGUGUCUAAAAAGGUUCUCUAGUGAACUUACUUUAAAACCAAAUAAACAUUAAAGUUAAGAUCAAAAAGUGAAAUUUAAAUAACUGACAUGAUUUCAUUAAAAAAAACAGAAUAUUUCCUGUAUAUUGUGCUAAUGCAUUAUCUACAAAAUAGUACUGAAUUGACUAAGCAACCUCUCUUAGGGUUUCAACUUUCUUGUAUAAAGUCAACUCUUUCGCUUACUUCGUGCAAGUUUUUUCAUCUAACAUCUGUCGACAAGUGCUUUAUUUAAUUUUUGAUAUUUUCAUAAACAGUGGAAACAUUUUUUAAGUAAUCUCUGAAGCCAUUUUGUACUAGUAGGUUUGAAUGGAACACAUUUUGUAUGGCAUUACAUGUGAAUCUGUUUCUGCUGGGAUUUAUUUAGAGGGAUUUGGUGAAAAAAAAAUCUAUAUAUACAGUAAAUAUACACGUAAUUAGUGGAAAAUUAGCAUUUUAAUUAAUUGUCUGCCACUGACAGCGAAAAGCAUCUAAUCUAUUUGACCCGGGAGAAGCUGGUCUAUCGCUGUUAUUGGCAGACAAUGAGUUUUUAAAAUGUUGUUCAAUUUUCAAAUAGAUUCUGACAAACCGUGCUGCGAGUGCGUUUGUUUUUCUUCAGGUCUUCACCCUUACCUUAUUUAACAAGCCAUUGCUGCGUUUUUGUAGUGCUUUUGAGUAUCAUACAUCCUUUUUUUCAGUGUAAAAAAGUACUUUCUUAAUAUAAUAACGACUAUUGUUAUUGAUUUCUUCUGCCCUUUUUUUUACGAGGUACGUUUUCUAUCUGUGUUGAUGUGUGAUAAUAAUAAUCUUGUUGAAUAAAACGGAACGACUUCUUAUCUCCGGCUCAACUGUCUUGCUUUGCAAUUUUAAAUGAAAAAUUUAAAAAUAUUAUAAAAAUAAAUAAUAAAUAUGACCCCAAAAGCU
Molecule: messenger RNA, 9171 nt
Organism: Corythoichthys intestinalis (scribbled pipefish)
Lineage: Eukaryota; Metazoa; Chordata; Actinopteri; Syngnathiformes; Syngnathidae
Gene: plppr3a
Product: phospholipid phosphatase related 3a
Exons: 9
Coding region: 531-2936 (801 amino acids)
Biological process (GO): phospholipid dephosphorylation; signal transduction; phospholipid metabolic process
Cellular component (GO): plasma membrane
Molecular function (GO): phosphatidate phosphatase activity
Source: RefSeq, a predicted model, not a curated record